AUGUCGUAUUUACUGGACUCGUCCGGUCCGGUCUCGAUGUCGGGUCAAGAACGAGUACAGCUUGUUAAAGACAAUCAAGUUUUGGCUUCAUACAUAUCCAUAGAGAAAGCAAAAAAGGAGGGAUUGGCGCAUAUUAAAAUAAUAGAGUGGACCGUAUUAACUCGAAUCGGACACAGUGAUAAACUUUUGUUAGCGUCCCGCUCUCCCAAUAAAGUAACCGGCGAUGGGGUCGAUGUUCAGGAG
Molecule: messenger RNA, 243 nt
Organism: Iphiclides podalirius (scarce swallowtail)
Lineage: Eukaryota; Metazoa; Arthropoda; Insecta; Lepidoptera; Papilionidae
Source: the annotation of a GenBank genome assembly